Molecule: messenger RNA, 1407 nt
Organism: Apiotrichum porosum
Lineage: Eukaryota; Fungi; Basidiomycota; Tremellomycetes; Trichosporonales; Trichosporonaceae
Exons: 7
Coding region: 1-1407 (468 amino acids)
Source: RefSeq, a predicted model, not a curated record
AUGUCGUCUCAAGAGGAUCUGGAAGGCAUGCCUCCUGCUGAUGCUACUCUCGACGAGCUGAUGGCAAGCAUUCCCCUGGUCAACGAUUACCAGGAGUUUCUCCACAACGUCUUUCAUCGCAGAGAUCUCGUCGCCCCGAAUCCAGUCCUCCCGUUCGUCGACCGCGACGCUUCGUAUGAUGAGGCCGACGCAGCCGACCAUGACGACGCCAUCCCACACGACGAGGACGGCGCUCCCUCUGGUGAUGAGGACGAGGAGAGCGACACGGAAAAUGAGGACGCCCCGCGCAAGGACCCGGCCAAGCCACCAUCCAAGAAACGGCAGAACCGGCAGAAACGGCAGAAACGGCAGAAACGGCAGAAACGGCCCGCCGCCACCGGCGCGGACGGGAUCGAGGAGACCCCAUCUGCGCUCUUGCUUGCCCUCAAGGACCGGUUCAACAACGAGCUGCAGCGGUUCCUUGUCGCCCUCAUCGAUCUUCACCUUUCGGGGACGAAUGCCACCUUCUCGGCCUACUGGAAUCAGGCGGACGUUUUGAUUCCGUUCAUCGAGUACCUCACCGUGCAGAACGAUCAGAAGAACGAGUUUGAGAAGUACGGCGAUGGGAUCCGCUUGGUGCAGCCCGACAAGCCCACCUCGUUUCCGCCGUGCCUUCUGGCCAAGCACAAAGGGCACAAGCUCCUCCAGGCGCAAGUCGCUUGGAUAAUGUCCGCCAAAGGAGCGUACCCCCAGACGCUUGCCAACCUGGCCAAGGACCCCAACACGCGCAAUCGUAAACAUGACAUCAAGUAUGAGGAGCUCGAGGCCGCUGGUCUCGGCGUCGAUCCCUCGUCCCUCGACCUGGCUGGCCUGUAUUUCGUAAACCCGUUUGGAACGUUCGGCCUCAUCGGCGUCAUGUUCACCAUGGGACUGGCAAUCAAGACCAGUGCCUACUGGGCGGAAACUGAAGCUGCUUCUGGGAAGAGAGCGCUCGUCGCCAGUGAGUCUCGUCAACGUGUAGCGUGUAGCGCUAACGUGCCAGAGGCAUUCGGGUGGCCGAAUAAAAUCUCCGCCCUUUUGUGGAUUGACACCGCGUCAAUGGGUUACCUUCCUGAUAUCCCGGUCCCCAUGGGGGCUUUCUAUGGCGCCGAGUCCAUCGCGAUCAUCACGACUGGCGCCUCUGCCACUUCCGAGCAGGCGCUCGCCGCCCUUGUGGCCUCCAUCAAGGACGCUAGCGGCCAGGAACGCGAACCCAAGACGGGCAAGAUCCAUGGCCUGAACUCGAGAAUCAUGGAUCCUGGGUGUCCCAUGGUGAAGAGCGCUGGCGUCUCCCUCAUUGCGGCAGUCGAGAUUGUCGAAAAGGUCUACCAGCUGGGCGAGCAGCGCGUGUACCUCCCGCGUAUCCACAGAGGCGAUGAGGCACUAUAA